This is a messenger RNA of Epinephelus lanceolatus (giant grouper), 1771 nucleotides long. It is a transcript of the gene znhit6, whose product is annotated as zinc finger HIT-type containing 6. Gene Ontology annotation, cellular component: nucleus; pre-snoRNP complex. Gene Ontology annotation, biological process: box C/D snoRNP assembly; maturation of LSU-rRNA from tricistronic rRNA transcript (SSU-rRNA, 5.8S rRNA, LSU-rRNA); snoRNA localization. NCBI's taxonomy places the organism in Eukaryota, Metazoa, Chordata, Actinopteri, Perciformes, Serranidae. The record is from RefSeq and is a predicted model, not a curated record.
GCGGCCACCGGCGGAAGACGGUUUGUUUUGAUGCCGCCGGGUAGUAUCCAAUGUGCGGCUGCCUUUCUCCUGUCAUGUGCUCUGUAAUUGUGCCAACAACAGACAUAAUGUCGACUGCAGAGAGCCAAGUGGAGAGCAGCGUCCCGGAAGAAGAGCUGAAAGCGACCAAAAGGAAGAUUUCUCUCUCCAAUUGUGGUGUGUGUGGAUCAGAGGAGGCGAAGUACAGAUGUCCAGCCUGUCUUGGCCAUUCUUGCAGCUUGCUGUGUGUGAAGAAACACAAAGAAGAUUCAGGAUGCAGUGGAGUAAGAAAUAAAACUGCCUUUGUGACCCUCUCACAUUUUGAUGAAAUGACACUUCUCAGUGACUACAGGCUUCUGGAGGACACAGGACGAUUUGCUGAUGGGGCCAACAGAGACAGCCUCAUCCGGACUCCUCGUUCCACUUUAAAAACAAAGAGGCUGGCAGCCUGUGCCAGAAAGAUGAAUAUCACAUUGAGGUUCCUCCCCAUCACCUUCACUAAAAGCAGAGAAAACUCCACUGUCUUCGUCACAAAAGAAAAACUGUUCCUCUGGCACCUGAAGCUCAUCUUUCCCCAGAGCAGCACAGAGUUCAGUCAGAAGAGGGUGUCUGACAAGCAAACCUUGGAGCAGAUCUUGACCGCAUAUAUCCAUCCAACAGAGUCGGACCCUGUGACACGUCAAAAGUUGAAGAUGUAUGUUCACGCUUCGUUUGAUCAUGUGAAAGUCUUCAUGAAAGCAGAGGGGAGAAAGGCAAACUCUGUGAGGUACCAUGAGUUGGACAUCUGCAAGACCUUAAGGGACAAUCUCAGCUACAAAACGCUGAUUGAAUAUCCUGUGCUGCAUGUUGUACUCAGAGAUCAUUGGAAGGAGUAUCCACCGAAAGGACCAGCUCAACCUGCAUCAGCCUGCAGUGGUUUUGCAACCCAGAAAGAAGAGGUGGAACAAGAGAAGCAGGAUGUGAUCCAAGUUUCACCAUCCCUACAAGGAGCUCGCACCCCGCGGGGAACCAACAUCUGGACAGGAACCCCAGAGACCAGCCCUGAAACUGCACCCCCACAAAUGAAAAGGGCCAAGAGAGAAGGAGGGAAGGAAGAGGUAGAGGAGGGAGAGAUCAUAGACAGUAGUGACGAAGAGGAGGAGCAGGAAGGAAAUGCUGAAGACAGUACCCCAUGUAGUAAGAGCUGUGAUGGUGCCAAAAGCCCAGCUAAUGACAGGGGGGGUGAUUAAAGACAAAGCAGCAGACAGUGUGGGGGUUAAUGUGGAUGAUGGUAUUAAUAAACACAGUGACAGCAGCAGGAAUCGGUGCAUAAAUGAGAACAUUUCUGCUUCACCUGAUGACAAUGAGCUGUCAGAGAAGAGUGCUGAGGUCAACAUGACUAAGGAGGAUGCUGUGAAAGAGCCAGGCCCUGUUCAUACCCAUCACUGUCAGGAUGAAAAUGAGUCAGCUCAUGCUGCUGACAGCUGUGGACAGAAAUGAUAAUGCACAGAUGUUCAGGGUGAAAUUAAUGAGAAGGCAAACAUAUCUGACAGGAAGUCAUCAAUCUAGUAUCAGUAUACAGUUGACCAAUGCUAUCUAACUGUGUUUUCAGUUUUUAACAGUUUUAGGAAAUGAACAAUGGCUGGUGCCACUUUAUUGUUGUAUAUACAUGGAAUCAUUUCAAUUUCAAUAUUAAUUUUCAAAAUUUAGGUUUAUUUAAUCAGUCUUGAAGUAUGCUUUUUAAAAAAAAAAUAAAUAAAUAAAUAAAGACUUU